AUGAAGGCAGGUGUGGGACUCUACUCUGCCCUGGUGCUCUGUCUCCUGAUGGGGGCAGUGUUCUCCCAGAGACCGAGACCUAAAAAACCUCCUAAGCCUCCUAAGGCCACCAAGCGACCCUCUUUCAAGCCUAGCCUGCCACCUGAUGAACUGGAACCCCAGGAGCCCACAGACUUCCCCCCUCCCAUCCUUGGCCCCCCCUCCAUGUUCCUUGACUGCCCCCGCGAGUGUUUCUGCCCCCCCUCCUUCCCCAACGCCCUAUAUUGUGAGAACCGGAACCUCCGUACGGUCCCUGUGAUCCCGUCGAGAGUCCACUACCUUUACCUGCAGAACAACUACAUCUCUGUGGUAACAGCGGAACCCUUCAACAACGCCACAGAGCUGCGAUGGGUUAACAUGGCCAACAAUCGCAUAAAAAAAGUAGACAAGCAGGUGUUUGAGAAGGUACCUGGUCUGUUGUUUCUCUACAUGGAGAGGAACCAGCUGAAGGAGGUUCCUGAUGACCUGCCAGCUGGGUUGGAGCAGCUCAUUCUCAGCCACAACCAGAUCUCCAAGAUCCCCUCUGGAGCCUUCGGCAAGAUGGAGCACCUCGCUCUGCUCGACCUGCACCACAACAAGUUGAGUGACAGUGACGUGGGGAAGAACACUUUUAAAGACAUGAAGAACCUGGUUCAGCUGAACUUGGCCCACAACAUCCUGAAGAAGAUGCCAGCUAACAUCCCCAACGGCAUCACACAACUAUUCCUGGACAGGAACAACAUCGAGGACAUCCCUAAGGACUACUUCCAAGGCUUCUCCAACCUGGCGUUUGUGAGGCUCAACUUCAACCAGCUAAGUGAUAAGGGAGUACCUAAGGCUGUGUUCAACGUUUCCACCCUGCUAGACCUUCACCUGGCCCACAACCAGCUCACCUCCGUCCCCCUGUUCAACCCCCAGCUGGAGCAACUCCACCUCAACCACAACAGCAUUGAGAGUAUUAACGGGACCCAGCUUUGUCCAUUCAGUCUGUCCUCUGAGAGUCUUACUGAUGAGGCUCUGAUGCCCAGACUCAGGUACCUGCGUCUGGAUGGGAACCACCUGAGCCCUCCUGUCCCUCUGGAUGUCAUCAUGUGUUUCAGACACCUCAAGUCCAUUGUCAUCUAGAGUCAGGCCUGGACAUCACAACAUCACACGCACACACACACACACAACAUUAGUAUUUUAGAUGGGUGAAAUGGUGCCAGAUAACCUGAAUAAAAUGCUAACUGUACGGCUUUGACAACUUCAGUAAUAUUUCACAGCUGAAAGAUUUUAAAGCGUUAAAACAAAUAUUUAUAAAACUAGGUCUUUGGUGCAUGGAUGUAUCUGCAGUUCCAGUAAGAUAGGAGUUGUUUUGUCUGUAAGUUGUAUUUCUAAUAUUAAGGUAAAUAAGUACCAUAGAAUAAUGGAACAAGUGGCAGAUGAAAAAUAAAGGUGCAUUGACUGACAUGCUACAAAUAUAGUGUAGUUACAAUUAGGGUAUGAUUACUCUUUGCACAUUAUGAAUGUACUGUAACACUACAUCUGGGGUAGGAAAGAAGCAUAAUAAUGGUUUACAAGGGCCAAUACACAGGUACGGCAUUUGGUGAAUGAAAAACAGGUUAAAAACGUGACUACCAUGUAGUUUAAAAUGUCCUUGGUGUAUCUGUGUUUUUGAGGU
Messenger RNA from Salvelinus namaycush (lake trout), 1678 nucleotides. Its product is annotated as proline/arginine-rich end leucine-rich repeat protein. The record is from RefSeq and is a predicted model, not a curated record. Gene Ontology annotation, molecular function: protein binding. NCBI's taxonomy places the organism in Eukaryota, Metazoa, Chordata, Actinopteri, Salmoniformes, Salmonidae. The transcript has 6 exons. Bases 1 to 1143 code for a protein of 380 amino acids.